UGUCCUUCCAACAGGUGAAGCGUGGUUGCCUCCAGCAAGCGCUAGGCGCUCGAGGAUUUGACAUGUGAUUUGAAUUUGCAACUAAUGUCAGUUCCACAUCACCAUCAUCGACCAACUCUCAAGCAGCAAAACAAAUCUUUUAAAUCACGACAUAAAACGAAGGGUCAGCUCAAGGCUUUAUCGAAAGGCCGGGCUGUACGCCAAUCUGCCAAAGCGUCGCAAAACCCUCAGAGUGCCGCAGCGCAGCUCCGCGCGGACCGACGCAUCCAGUCAAAACAUUUGCAAGCGAAAAAACGAGCUGAGAUUGUUGAGGCGGGUCGGGUUUUUUCUGGUCCCGAUGCGGCUCCCAGAGUGGUAGCAAUCAUCCCUUUGUGCGAGGAUGUCAAUGCUGUGGGGGUUUUGACUGCCUUAUUGAGCCCAUUGGACUUGGGGGAGGAAAUCCUCGGAGAAAUACCGCAAACUGGCUUGUGGAAAGUGAAAAUUCCUCGAUUCAAAACGUCCCUUCAAACCUUACUCCUACCAUACCACUCAUUCUACGCCGCACUCGACGCGACCAAGGCUGCUGACUACGUUAUUUUUGUCCUGUCGACCCAAGUCGAAGUGGAUGAUUGGGGUGACACGCUACUUCGAAGCUUGCAAGCGCAGGGCUUGCCCACAAUUGUAACUGUUGCCGCCGAUUCCUCGUCCACAACACCCUCGUCAUCCUUCAAGAAGGACCGUUCCCUCGUUAUAAAAUCCCUCCUUUCUUUUAUUCAAUACUUCUUCCCAUCUCAGCACCGCGUACACGACCUUGGUCCCGCCUGCGUUCCCUCUGAAAAUUCUUUAUUGUCUUCCCUCAACCAGAAUGAAUGCCUCAAUGCGCUCCGCAGUCUAUGCGAGGGUCUGCCAGCGAACGCGAGGUGGCGAGAUGGCCGAAUGUGGCUUGUUGCGGAUGCCAAUGAAGGGUAUGGCUCCAGCAUCCCUUCACUAUCCUGGGAGCCAAAUUUGCAAGAGACAGGUGCAGCCGAACACGAUGACGGGGAGCCACGCGGGACUCUGAGUGUAAUUGGGACCAUCCGAGGUGCACCACUUUCUGCUAAUCGUUUGAUACAUAUUCCCAAUUAUGGCGACUUCCAGAUUGACAAAGUCGUGGAUGCCUCAGCCUCCACUCAGCGCGGGAAGAAGGCGACUACAAACUCCCAGGAGCCUGAAGUGUCAUCGGAACUGACAAUCCUCGCGCAGCGUUCAUCCAAAUCUGGCAUGGAUGAAGAUGAGGACGUAGAUGAUGCUGAUUCCCUUGUUUCUCGGAUGGAACCCGAUACGAUGCAAAAUGAGCAGACUUGGCCCACCGAAGAAGAAAUGAAUGGUGGCGUCGCAGCUCAGACUGAAGAUUCUGUUAGGAAAGGUGUUAAGAAAGUUAGAGUCCCCAAGGGAACUAGCUCUUACCAAGCGGCCUGGAUUGUCCACGAAGAUGAUGAAAACGAUGUGGAAGAAUGGGAAAGCGAGGAUGAAAAUAGCAAGGAUGGUAAUGAGGACGAGGUCAUGGAGGACGAACCGACGGAGGCUCCUCAGUUCAAUGAAGAGGAAGAAAUGGAAGACAUUGCCCUGGAUGAAGGCAAACGUGGCGCAUUUGAGGAUCUUGAUGCAGCCGAGGAGGAACGACAGCUUGAAUCGUGGCGGAAAGCACAAGCAGAAUCUCGUGCUCGUCAGAAGGAGGACGAGACCGAUUUGGAGUUCCCGGAUGAAAUUAACACACCUAAGGAUAUCCCUGCUCGGCAGCGAUUCGCUCGUUACCGUGGAUUGCGAUCCUUCCGUACGAGCCCCUGGGAUCCUUUCGAGAACUUGCCGUUAGAUUACGCUCGGAUCUUCAUGCUGGAAGACUACAAGAGGAUCGAGAAGAGCGUGCGACGGAAAGCGGCGGAGGAGGGUGUGGCGCCUGGCACAAGGGUGAUUGUGUACAUAAAGAAUGUACCGCGAUCCCUAUACACCUCACAAUCAUCGCCUUCGUCAGCUCUCCCUCUGAUUAUCUUCGGGCUCUUCAAAUAUGAACACAAAUAUUCCGUCGGACACUUCUCAAUCCAACGCAACACUGAGUACACAGGAUCUGUGCGCUCAAAAGACCCCCUUGUUCUCUGCGUUGGCGCCCGUCGGUAUCGGGUCAACCCCAUUUAUAGCGAGCAUCGUACAGGGAAAGGCAAUGGGUUAUACAAGUUUGAGAGGUACCUCAGGCAUAGCCAUGCUACUGUCGCCAGCAUAUUUGGACCAAUUGGGUUUGGCAAGCAGAGCUGUACCCUGCUGAGGGAAGAUGCGGACCCACAAGCACCCAAACUCGUUGCGACUGGCUCUUUCAUUAACGCAGAUCCAAAGCGAAUAAUUGCUAAACGCAUUAUCCUAACUGGGCAUCCGUACAAAGUUCACAAGAAAACCGCGACCAUACGAUACAUGUUCUUCUAUCCUGAGGACGUCAAAUACUUCUCCCCUGUUCAGCUUUACACCAAGUACGGACGAACUGGUCAUAUCACUGAAUCAUUGGGCACACACGGCUACUUCAAAGCCCACUUUGAUCAACCCAUCUUUCAGAUGGAUACUAUCUGCCUCAACCUCUACAAGCGAGUGUUCCCGAAGUGGAGCGAGCCAUGGGUAGACCCUACUGUGAGACCCAAACAAUUAAAAGAGACAACAUCCAUGGAUGUGGAAAUGUAGUCAUUUUCUAAUCACUGAAUUUUCCCUGCGCAUUUUACAAUACUAUUCUAUUGUUAAUAAUGUUCAACACACAUUAUCCUAGUCUUAUUUUGUGCAAGGAUAGCGGUGGU
Molecule: messenger RNA, 2792 nt
Organism: Cantharellus anzutake
Lineage: Eukaryota; Fungi; Basidiomycota; Agaricomycetes; Cantharellales; Hydnaceae
Exons: 11
Coding region: 85-2682 (865 amino acids)
Biological process (GO): ribosome biogenesis; endonucleolytic cleavage of tricistronic rRNA transcript (SSU-rRNA, 5.8S rRNA, LSU-rRNA); maturation of SSU-rRNA from tricistronic rRNA transcript (SSU-rRNA, 5.8S rRNA, LSU-rRNA)
Cellular component (GO): preribosome, small subunit precursor; nucleus
Molecular function (GO): GTP binding; GTPase activity; U3 snoRNA binding
Source: RefSeq, a predicted model, not a curated record